GUGUCGGUCUGGCUGGGUCAUUCCGAUACUGAGAGGAGUUCUUCAAACUUAUCUGGAGUCUAUUCUGCUGGAGACUGAUGACUCACGGAAUACCCCAGCAUAGCAUUCAUCCAAUCAGUGUGAAGGUGCCUGAGCGAACCGGAACAAGGUUUGAGAUGAGACCAGGGCACUGCUCGCAGACUGAGACAUCCCGCUGGAAAAUAAUUUCUCACAUUUCUCCUCCCAGGCUGUUAGCUGAAGGCACAAUGAUCGGACUGUUAGUGCUGGGGCUUUUGUGUGGAGAGCUCUCUGCAGAAACUCACUCUCUCCGGUAUUUCCUGACUGCUAUGACUCCAGUUUCCGGUUUCCCGCAGUUUGUCAUUGUUGGUUAUGUGGACGGGGUCCAGUUUAUUAAGUACGACAGCGAUUGGAAGGUGUUGAUUCCUCGGGAACAGUGGAUGGUGGAGAGCGAGGGACGUAAGGCCUGGGCGCGGAAACUAUACCUUGCCCAGCUGCAGGAGCUGGAUUUCAGAGCCUUUGUUCCAAGGAUCAUGGAACGGAUCAACCAGACGAGUGGGAUCUACACGUACCAGAUGAUGACCGGCUGUGACCUGAGGGGAGAUGUGGCAAUGGUUGGGUUCAAUCAGUACGCUUGGAAUGGACGAGAUGUCCUCAGCUUUGACAGGGAGCACAUGGUGUGGGUGAGCCCGGUUCCCUGGGGAGAAAGCAUCAAAAACAGGUGGGACCAGGAUGUGUUGGGCAACCGGCAAUGGAAGCAAUACCUGGAGGAGGAGUGUGGCACGUGGCUGAGGAAAUACCUGGAGUAUGGACAGAAAGAACUGGAAGUUGUUGCCCCCAUUGUGUCCUUUACCCGUCUGGGUGAUUCUAACCAGCUGUCCUGUCUCAUCACUGGGUUUUACCCUCAAGCCAUCGAGGUGACUCUGUGGAGGGAUGGAGUGUUGAUCGAUGAGACCCUGUCCACUGGGAUCUUACCCAAUUAUGACAGGACCUACCAGAUCCGGAAAUGGAUAGAGUUUGAUCCGGAGGAUCAGGCCGAGUAUUCCUGUCGGGUGGAGCACAGUGGGCUGGAGGAGAAGCUGGUGGUGAUUUAUGACACAAAGUCUCACUCCCAGGUUUUUGUUACUUGGAUUGUACUUGGAGUCCUCGGGAUCAUCGCUCUCGCUGUUGGGGCUGUCAAAAUUUACGGGAAGAAAGGAGGAGUGAAGAACAACUACAGUCCCACAAACUCUUCUGAUGAAAGGACACCCUCAGCCAGUUCGGUCAAUACCUGAGUGGCCUCUCAUGUUCUCGCUGGAAAGCCAGAUUCCCAUUGCUGAGAUUGAUCUUCUAAUUCAUUCCACCGCAAUUUCAGGAGUGAUUUGAUUGUUGAUCCAGAUUAGUGAAAUUUUACAUAUUGUUAAUUGUGUCAAUAAUCUACAAUGUCUGACGUGAUAAGGGGGGAGUGGCAUUCAGGGGAGGUGGUGGCACAGUGGUAAGGUCACUACCCUAAUAAUCCAGAAUGCCAGGUUAAUGUUGUGGGGCCACAGGUUCAAAUCCCUCUGUGGCAGAGGGUGAAAUGGGAAUUCAGUCAAAUUUGGAAUUAAGAGUAGGUCUAAUGUGACCAUAUAAAUAUUAUUGAUUUUUGUAAAAAGUCAUCUGGUUCACUAAUGCCCUUCAGGGAAAGAAAUCUGUCAUCCUUAGCUGGUCUGGUCUACAUGUUACUGCAGAGUUGGUUAACUCUUAGCUGCCCUCUGGACAAUAAAUGCUGGCAUUGCCGGUAAUGGCCACAUCUCAGGAAACGACUUUUAAAUUUUGACAAUAUGACCAAUUUUUCCUGAGCAGAAACUUCAUCUCCACAGGAUAACACCCAAUGGUCAUGCUACAUGCACUAUUCUGUCAGUCAAUUCAGCAUAUACACAUGAUCUCAUCGUCAGUGGGAUAGUCCCAGACCUCUGUUCAAAUAUCCCUGCAUCUUAAAAACUGAGUGAAGCCUUUUUUAUGCCUGGAGACUGAUUGAAGCCCAUCAUUGUCUUAUUGUGGUUGUUGUCCAAUGAAAACAAACAUUAGGAAUCCAUCUCCUGCCCACAUCAUGCUGUAGUCUCAGAUCCUCUGACUUGAGCUGUUUCCCCUGUUCACACUCCUAUCAAUUGAUAAACAUUCUGGUGCAAAGCUUCAUUAAAGCAGGGAAGUCAUGGUCUGCCGCCCUCAUGCAUUGGGUUCAUUGCUCCACUGUUUUCUGCCCCCCUCUUGGAUUCAGAAAUUGUUCUGAGAUGUUCUUGGAAUCAUAGAGUCAUACAGCACUGAAACAGACCCUUUGGUGCAACCAGUCCAUAAUCCCAAACUAAACUAGUCCCACCUGACUGCACUUAUAUGCACCUGGUCCAUAUCCCUCCAAACAUUUCUUAUUCACGUACUUAUCCAAAUGUCUUUUAAACGUUGUAACUGUACCCACAUCCACCACUUCUUCUCAAUGUUCAUUCCACACACGAGCCAAUCUCUUUGUAAGAAAGUUGCUCCUCUUGUCUUUUUAAGUUCUUUCUCCUCUCACUUUAAAAAAUAUGGCCCCUACUCUUCAGAUCCCCCGCACUAGGUGGAUCUUGCAGCUACUGUUGAGAUUGCAGGCUUUCUUCUAGAUUUACGUCUAUAAUUCUGAGAGUUCUCACAUUUCAGUAGUAUAAGAUUUUUAUUUUGAUUUGUUUUUAAUGCUUUUAUAGUAAAGGAAAGCAGAAAAGAGCACUGAUGUUUUUUCAAAUGAUGAUGUGUUUAUGGAAUUUAAAGGCCCACACAUUUCUUACAUCUAGAUUUUUUAAAAUUAUAACUUUUUUGUAUUUAUCUUUUUGUUCUCAUACUGAAGGCCAUCUGCUUUCACAGUCAGCCCCAAAUCUUGUGGAAGUUUGCAUUUUCUGACCAUUUAGGUUUAUCUAUUCAGGAUAUUUGAUUUAUCCUUUUCAAUGUGGAAUCCUUGACAGUAAUGUUGUCUUUGCUGAAGCCGCAAAAAUAAAUGAAUUUAUUUUUCUA
Molecule: messenger RNA, 2997 nt
Organism: Rhincodon typus (whale shark)
Lineage: Eukaryota; Metazoa; Chordata; Chondrichthyes; Orectolobiformes; Rhincodontidae
Product: class I histocompatibility antigen, F10 alpha chain-like
Biological process (GO): immune response
Cellular component (GO): external side of plasma membrane
Source: RefSeq, a predicted model, not a curated record